Molecule: messenger RNA, 6903 nt
Organism: Gasterosteus aculeatus aculeatus (three-spined stickleback)
Lineage: Eukaryota; Metazoa; Chordata; Actinopteri; Perciformes; Gasterosteidae
Source: RefSeq, a predicted model, not a curated record
AGGGGUUUGGUAGACGGACCACGGGCAAUUAGCCUGUUGGCAUCCGCCGGAAACAACCGGACUCCAGUCAAAGCAAGUCUUAUGUUACCCAACGAAACCUUGGUUGUCUUUAGUUACCCACAUAGCUGAACGCCUCCUUUCAGAUUUCACUGUUUAUUGAUUUCAUCCAGCGGUUAAGUCCUUCGUGGUGACGAUGGGAGUACCGAAAUUUUACCGAUGGAUUUCGGAGCGCUAUCCGUGUCUCAGUGAAGUUGUCAAGGAACAUCAGAUUCCAGAAUUUGACAAUCUCUAUCUGGACAUGAACGGGAUCAUCCACCAGUGUUCCCACCCGAACGACGAGGAUGUCCACUUCCGCAUUUCCGAGGAGAAAAUCUUUGCCGAUAUCUUCCAUUACCUGGAGGUUCUCUUCAGGAUCAUCAAGCCUCGCAAGGUCUUCUUCAUGGCGGUGGACGGCGUGGCGCCGAGGGCAAAGAUGAACCAGCAGAGAGGACGAAGAUUUAGAUCGGCCAAAGAAGCAGAGGACAAGAUAAAAAAAGCUCUGGAUAAAGGAGAGGUGCUUCCCACAGAGGCUCGCUUCGACUCCAACUGUAUCACUCCUGGCACCGACUUCAUGGCCCGACUCCAGGAGCAGCUCAAGUAUUUUGUCCACAACAAACUCUCCACUGACAAGCUGUGGCAGAACGUCAACGUAUACCUGUCCGGUCACGAGACUCCUGGUGAGGGGGAACACAAGAUCAUGGAGUUCAUUCGCUCAGAGAACACAAAGGCGACUCACGACCCCAACACCCGGCACUGCCUCUACGGCCUGGAUGCCGACUUGAUCAUGCUGGGUUUGACCAGCCACGAGCCAAAUUUCUCCCUGCUCAGAGAAGAGGUCCGCUUCGGAGGAAAGAAAAACCAGAAAAGGAUAUCUGCUCCAGAAGAGACAACCUUCCACCUGCUUCACUUGUCUCUGAUGAGGGAGUACAUCGACUAUGAGUUCUCUGAGCUCAGGAACCAGAUUGGUUCUGAUUAUGAUUUGGAGAGAAUAAUAGACGACUGGAUCUUAAUGGGCUUCCUGGUGGGAAAUGAUUUCAUCCCUCACCUCCCCCACCUUCACAUCAGUCACGAUGCUUUGCCGUUGCUGUACAAGACCUACAUCAGGGCCCUGCCCACCAUGGGAGGUUACCUGAAUGAGAACGGCCACCUGAACCUGAGAAACUUUGAGCAAUACAUAGAGAAGCUUGCUGAGGUUGACCGGGAACAUUUUCGUGAUAUUUUUGUGGACCUGAAAGGGUUUGAGAGCAAAGUUGGUAACCAGUAACCGGACCAGGGAGGCGGACGUGGAGCUGAAAAAAGAAACUCCCCGAAAAGACACCGUCAAGAAAGAGGUUUGGAAUCUACCUCAGAAAGAGUGAUUGGAGAAGGAAAAGGAGCGGGAGGCGACGAUGAGGAAGAGGAGGAUGAUAUGUUUGAAACUGAGUUCCGACAGUACAAGCGCACCUACUACAUGACCAAGAUGGGCGUCGAUGUGGUGUCUGAUGAGUUUCUUGCCACGCAGGCCAAGUGUUACGUGGAAGGUAUCCAGUGGAUUCUUCACUACUAUUACCACGGGGUCCAGUCCUGGAGCUGGUACUACCCCUACCACUACGCCCCCUUCCUGUCUGACAUCAGGAACAUAGCCGACUUGAAGUUAACCUUUGACCUUGCUAAACCCUUCAUGCCCUUCCAGCAGCUAUUGGCAGUGCUGCCUGCUGCCAGCAUGGAGCUGCUGCCUGAGAGUUACAGGCACCUGAUGACCAGUGAAGACUCCCCAAUCAUUGAGUACUACCCUCUGGACUUUAAAACGGACCUCAACGGCAAACAGCAGGAAUGGGAGGCUGUAGUUCUUAUUCCAUUCAUAGAUGAGAGGUGUCUACUAGCAGCCAUGGAACCCUUUAAUGACAAAAUGACUAAAGAAGAAAAGGCUAGGAACCGUCACACAGAGUGUGCCGUCUACUCGUACGACCCGGAACAGGACUGCAUGUACACCUCCAGCCUACCUCAGCUGUUCCCCGACAUCGUCCACUGCCACGUCAGGAAAACGGACAUCCCCAUGGACGCGUGGCACGUAGCGCUGGACCACGUCAGCAGACGCUUUGACCGCUCAUCUCUGUACUUCUGUGGCUUCCCCACACUGCAACACAUCAAACACAAGUUUUUCAAGAAGAAGAGUGGGGUGGUCGUUUUCCAGCAGAGCAGCAGAGGGGAGAACAUGAUGCUGAAUAUCCUCCCCGGCCAAGAAGGAGAGCCGGUGUGUGAUAACGUUGCUGAACAAGUACUGGGGAGGUCGGUGUUCGUCAACUGGCCGCAUCUAGAGGAAGCUCGCAUCAUUGCAGUGUCUGAUGGAGACGUCAAGUUUUGUCUGGAGGAACCCCCCGGUGUGCAAAGAGUGUAUGACCGGUCCUCCACUCCCCCCCCCACCAAAGUCAACUGCCUGUCUGACAAGGAGCAGAAGGACUGGGUGAAGGACGUGCAGGGAGUCACCGAGCAUUUUGUGAAGAGGAAAGGCAUCGUGGUGAAUGAAACGUCGGUGGUUUUGUACGGCCAGUUGCUGUCGGGAAGGAAAUACAUCCCUAAAGCCAACGGUGUGGUGGAACUGGAGAAACAGUGGGCCAAGCAGGUCCUCCCUUUUGCCUUCCAGACCGUGGUUAAGGACAUCGAGGCCUUCUACUCAUCUCUGACCUGCUUCAAGAGCUUAGAUGAGCUCUUUCCUCCGGCCACCACCGUCUUCAUGGUGGGGAACCCUUACUACGGGGCCGUGGGCGAGGUGCAAGACUCAAGUGACGUCAUUAAAGAGGGCCGGGUCAGAGUGGUCUUCAACGUGCCGCACGAGCCCCAGCUGGAGCCCCUGAUCCAGAAUCAGCACAAGUACUGUGUGAAGUACAGUCCCGGAUACGUUCUGGCAUCUCGCCUCGGCAUCACCAGCUACCUCGUGUCCCGCUUCUCAGGAAGCAUCUUCAUCGGCAGAGGCUCUAAGAAGAUCCCCUGUGGGGAGCAAAAAGCUAAUGUUGGCCUCAACCUGAAGUUCAACAAGAAGAACGAGGAGGUGCCUGGGUACACAAAGAGGACCGAGAAGGAAUGGCUUUACUCUUCUGCUGUGGAAGAAUUGCUGGCGGAAUAUCUUGAUCGAUUUUCUGAAGUAUUCGACUUGGUGUCCAGAAACAGUCAUGAUGAUGUUUUCUAUGAAGAUGACAUCUGGUCUGGAGAGGACCAGAAUAGUGCGGAGAAGGUCGCCGAGAUCACCUCGUGGUUGAAAAGUCACCCGGUGAGCUCCGUCGGCCGGACGUCGUGUGACCUCCAGGUGCUGGACUCUGCCAUUGUGGAGCGGAUCGAGGAGGCGGUGGAGAAAGCCAAGGUGAAGAAGAGCACCAAGAAAGUCCGUGUUACAGUCAAGCCUCACCUCCUCUUCAGGCCCUUGGAGCAGCAGCAGGGAGUUGUUCCAGACCCGGAUUCAGAGUAUCGCCUGUUCGACAGGGUCAUCAACACCAGGGAGAGCUUCACCGUCCCACUGGGACUCCGCGGAACUGUCAUCGGCAUCAAAGGAGCGGACCGCGAGGCAGAGGUUCUCUAUGAGGUGCUCUUUGACGAAGAAUUUGCUGGCGGUCUCAACAUCAGGUGUACCUCACCUCGCUGUUACCGACUCCCUCCCUGCGCGCUUAUCAACCUUUCCCACGGCGCCCGGACGGAUCAGACCUCCCACAAACUCACAGCCAUCGUCAAACCUCAGCCGGCUGCCAUCUUCAGCUCCCAGCGGCAGCAGGCCGGCCUGAACCACUCUCCUCGUUCCCCCUUCACGCCCACACAGCAUAACAACAAACACAGUGGGGGGAAGGCGGCCUCCCAGGGCAACAGGAACUCUCCCGCUAAGGGUCCCAUGCAGAAACCGCAGACCAAGGAGUACAGCAACGUGUGGCAAUCUCUGCAGAACUCCGGUCCUCCUCUCAAGCCUCCAGCUCAAUGGCAAAACGAAGAGUUUACCCAACAGGGAAGGAACCAGCAGUCCAACAAAUCCGCCCCAGCUGCUGCCAUCAGACUGUUGAAGAAGAAUGAAGAUGGCAACACCCUUUUCCCUCCACAAAACACAGCCAAUAAGGCUUCAACGGAGUUUGAGGACCUGAUAGCCAGUCUGAACAUCUCCAAGGGGAGCCAGCAGGCCCCAACGCCUCCUGCUCCCCCACAAGCACCCACCAGCCAAUCAGACGGCCCGUUGUCUCCCCAGUCCUUCGCCAUGAAAGGAACCCUGAUGCUGAAGGAGAUGCUAAAGAUUGACGGAGCUGGAACAGGAAGUCCGGCCUCCCAGGAGGCAGCCGUCGGCGGAGGCCAGCAGCACAACCGGCGCCGGUCGUCCAAGAAACUCGCAGCCAAUAUGAACGCCCCCCACAGUGACGCGGCUGCAGCGGCUUCCCCCUCAUUGGCCGGCUCUGCCAACUUGUCCAACGCCGUGCUGACCAGCAAGGUGGCAGAGCUGGCGUGUGUUUGUGCUGGGUUGGGAAUGGCUCCACCGGAUUUCAGCUACAUAGGCAGCAGACAGGGCCAGGCGGUGGUGUGUCAGGUGAAGCUGUCCAACGGGUUGAUGGUUCACGGUCCGCAGUGCCAAUCAGAAAAUGAAGCCAAGGAGAAAGCUGCCUUCUUUGCCCUCCAAAGACUGAACUCAGUGGGAUCUGGCUUCUCCCUCCCACCUCCUCUAUUCCCAGGAAUGAGUCAGAUACGGCCCCCACCCUUAGGACCCAUGACGCCCGUCUUCAACCAGCAAGGCGGCAUGCUGUUGCCUCCCCAGGGGUUUGGCCCUGGCCCGCUGUGGAGAAUGCCGCUGCCUCCUCACCACCCCCAGAACCAGCCGUUCUACGGCCCAGCCGGAACCUUCCCCGGGGCCGCCCGUCCGCAGCCUGCUACAGCGCCCAUCGGCUCACAUAACCAGUUCAUUCCGUUACAGGUGACGAAGAAGCGAGUCUCUACGAGCAAAAAAGGCCAGGACACCCGAGAGUUCUACAGCGCCGCCCACACAGUAUCCAGGAACCAGACACAGAAGGCCCAGCACCAGCCGCUGGCUCCGGUUGACCCCCAUGGCGCUAAACACAACCAGCCACACCAGUACUCCGCCAACAGCAACCAAACCCCGGGCAGUCCUGGCUCAGUGGGCGCUGCUUCCACAACAGCUGCCCUGCACACGCCCCCUCGGCAAAACGUGCCAGUGACAGGCCACACCCCCGGCUCCUCCUCCAAGAGGAAGCACAGGAAGCUGGCUGUCAACUUUGAGGCUGCUAAAGUCUCUGAGUGAUGAAGUGUGUGUGUGUGUGUGUGUGUGUGUGUGUGUGUGUGUGUGUGUGUGUGUGUGUGUGUGUGUGUGUGUGUGUUGUUUUAAAGCCUAACUGCAUCUCUGAUUGAAAAGUUGCGGAUUAAAUUUUCUUUAAUAUGUUGUGACCAUAAGUAACUCAGUUCACUUUGACUCCAAACACCAGAUUAAAGUAUCAGACGACACAACGGGUCGUCGAGGGGACAUGGCCAUCAAAGUGUUACGUUGCCUACAAGGCGCUGGUGUGUUUGCAAGAGUGGGGUGCAUUCUGGGAUGGAAGAGAUGGCGCUUAUCAAUGAAGGCCAGUUUUCUGUGUUUGGAGUCUCUGCUGUUGCCUUAGUUUCUGAUGGAUGGAGCUCCCUCCGUCCCACUGCGGGUGUGCGGUGGAGCUUAGAUCGAUGGGUCCUGGCUCCUUUCUCUGCAACAGAGACUACUUCCUGCUUCAGCUAGUUUGGCCUCAUGCGAUGUUGCGUUUAGUUUUUGUCUGUGGGUCGGUGUAUCAAUUAUGCAUAAAAUGGGGCCUUCUAUCAUGGCUGUGCUCGUAAAAACUGCUCCGUUUGUAGAAGAGAAACGUGCUUUGUGGUUUGGAUCAGUGGUGUCAUCAUGCCAGCGUUAUUUUAAUGUCACCUUUGGUUUGUUCUCCCCCUCAUUUCGCAUCAUGCUCGAUGGCUUUGUCUUUCCUUCAGACUUUCAAUGCCUCGUAGUGGAUUUUCUGUACACUUUUCUGUUUUUUUUUUUAUGGUUUGAUGACUUAAUAAAUGAAAUGCCACCGCUGCACAUAUUGCAGAAUUAUCACAUGGAAAAUAAUACACACACACACACUACAUGCACUGAUGUUGUUUUUCACCGGCACAUGGACUCCAGAACUACCUAAAGUGUUGAAAUUUUAUAAACUGGAGCUUGUGAGGGAGUCCUUUAUCUUUUAAUUGUGUUGUCGUUUACGAACUCGAUGAGUUCUGCCGUACUUAUGGGAAAGAAUUCCUAUGCAGCUGAUCUUUGAUGACCUUUAACCUCAAGUCAUAGCUCUAAGGCGCUGCCACUAGAUUAGUUAUUUUCUAUCUAAGUUGAGAGCAAUAUAACGGUGCCAUGUGAUGGGGACUGAUAUAUUCCAGACGGACAGAAGGUGGCGGGUGAGCGCGACUUGUCAGACAUGCAGGCGUCAGCGUUUUGGAUGAUUUUCUAAAGCUGCUCUGCUCAUUUUGAAAUUCUCUGCUUUAUUGCACAUCUGUGUACAUCUUUACACACGCAUGUAGAAUUGAUACAUUUUACGUUUUCUUUUCUGACCUAGGUUUUAUGGAUUUCCCUUUUAUGGUGUUUGUGUGUUUUGUGUGUCGGCAGCGGUUGUGACUAGUCAAGUGUCUUUAGCUUGUCCUUGUUUUAAAGAAACUGCAUCUUUUUAACAUGAGCAUCUUUUAAAAAUGUUUGGAAAUUCAAGCACACCUGUUGGAUAUAGUUUUUCUUUUUUUUUGGAGGAGGGGGGGGCUACAUGAAACAAAUUAGAUAAUUCUCAAUAUGAAGACAAAAUGACUUGCUGUUUUGAUCCAGGAAUGUGCUGUACAUAUCCAUUUAAUAAAGUCAAUUUUUUGUUA